Molecule: messenger RNA, 6257 nt
Organism: Trichoplusia ni (cabbage looper)
Lineage: Eukaryota; Metazoa; Arthropoda; Insecta; Lepidoptera; Noctuidae
Product: sodium- and chloride-dependent transporter XTRP3
Exons: 14
Coding region: 831-2945 (704 amino acids)
Biological process (GO): sodium ion transmembrane transport
Cellular component (GO): membrane
Source: RefSeq, a predicted model, not a curated record
AAAUAAACAAUAAAUAAAAGACACGAGCACAAUGUCAUUCGUAAACAUACGUUAUUUUUGUUCAAAACAUUAGUUUUUACAAAAACAAACAUGAUGAAAAAAACAAUAAUAAAGUACUAAUAAAUAAAAAAAAGUGAAGUAAUUAUUCCAAUUAAAAUUACCUGGUUAUAUCGAUAAAUAUCUAAAUAUAUGUGUCGCGUCCCUAGUUCCUUACCGAUGUCGGCAGUCGGUACAGCACGCCCGUCGCAUAGGUGCGCGCGUCGCGAGACGAAAAAUAAUAAUUCGAAAAUAUAGAUUCAAUAAUUACACGUGAUUUGACUAUUUUGUUCAAAUAAGGACGGUGAUUAGUGAUCCCAAGUUUAUAUUUCAGUUCAAAUCAUCAAGUUCCUGAAUAAUAUUCUAAAUCAUGUCUAAACUAAAAUAACGUCGCAUUAGUUUAAUAACAAAACAGUGUUCGCUAUGUGGUAUUUAUACUGACGUUUAAAAAACCCACUCAUAUGCACAGAGAAACUGUGAACGUGUUCAGGGAUUCACUAAAACUGAGACAAAAACUACUACAAAGAACAACAACUUAUUUCAAAGUAGUCGAAUUUGUGAAAAAAGACGCGAUACGAUACUUCACAUAUGAUUACGAAAUACAUCAAUAGCAUAGUAUGAACAUAUUCAUAGGUAACCAUUCAAAUAAUCUCGUUAAACUUAAAUAUUAAAGACAAUAAACUAACAAUUAAUAAUCUUAAGCUACUCGAUUCUGAAUUAAAAAUCGACUAAAACAAAAUAGUAAUUAAAAAAAAACAAGAACUUUCAACUGUCAAUUGAAUUUGACGUUUAAAAUGGCGGGAAAAGCUGAAGCUAUUGGUCCGCGGAAUGGGCAUGAGUUGGCGCCUUUAAAUGCUCGUGCUGAAGGGAGUGAGAGGCCUCAUGGUGUCACCAUCGUGCUGCAAGGGUCGCGAGGGUCCUUGCAACGGGAGGUUGCGGAUGACGACAGAGCGGCGUGGUCGGGGAAACUCCAGUUUUUCCUCUCCAUCAUCGGGUAUUCUGUGGGACUUGGAAAUAUCUGGCGGUUCCCGUAUUUGUGCCAGCAGAACGGUGGAGGUGCGUUCCUAAUCCCGUUCCUGAUCAUGUUAAUCCUCGAGGGGAUCCCGCUCUUCCUGAUCGAGAUGGCCAUCGGUCAGAAGAUGCGUCUCGGUUCUCUCGGCGUGUGGAACACCAUCCACCCGUGGCUCGGCGGCAUAGGGAUCUCCAGCUGUCUGGUCACCCUGUUCGUGGCCUUAUACUACAACGUCAUCAUUACUUGGGUGUUCUUUUAUCUGUUUAACAGUAUUCGGCUGACAGCAGAUCAGCUCCCCUGGGCACAUUGUCCUCAAGACAACGGCACCGCCGAGCUGGAGUGCAACAAGGCCUCCGCCACCGUCUACUACUGGUACCGUGAGGCUCUGGACGCGUCGCCCAGUAUCGAAGACCCCGGCGUGCCCAGGUGGUGGAUCGUGCUGUAUCUCCUCUUAGCCUGGAUCAUCGUCUUCUUCAUUGUGAUGAAGGGUAUCCAGAGCAGUGGAAAGGUGGUAUACUUCACGUCGAUCUUCCCGUACGCCGUGCUCACCAUCUUCUUCAUUCGAGGCAUCACGCUGCCGGGAUCCGCAGAUGGGAUCAUACACAUGUAUAAACCUAAGCUGGAAAAGCUUCUAGACCCCACCGUCUGGCUGGACGCAGCCACGCAAGUCUUCUACUCCUUCGGUCUCGCCUUCGGCUCCCUCAUCGCGUUCGGGUCUUACAACCCACCGAACAACAACUGUGUCAGGGAUGUGUUGCUUGUCUCGGUCUGCAAUGCGCUGACUGCUAUCUACGCAUCCGUCGUCAUCUUCAGUAUUCUCGGGUUCAAGGCGUAUACUAUGGUGGAGAAUUGUAUGACGAAGGAGAUCAAGAUCCUCGCCCGUCACCACGUGGGAGGCUUCACCCUCAACUCAACCCACGAUUACUACCGAGAAGAGUUCCCAACCCUCAACAGCAGCCUGGUGUCCGCUCUCAACCUCACUGGCUGCUCCAUGAGCCGUCAACUUGAAGAGGCAGCAGAAGGCACCGGGCUCGCCUUCAUCGUGUUCACGCAAGCCAUCCUCAAGCUGACUCCCGCACCUUUCUGGUCCAUCAUCUUCUUCCUCAUGCUGCUGUCUCUCGGUCUUGGAAGUCAGAUCGGCAUCAUGGAGGGCAUGCUCUGCACUAUCUUCGAUAUCGACUUCUUUAAGAGGCUUAGCAAGCCUGUCAUCACUGGCUGUGUCUGCACUUUCUGCUUCUUCGUGGGCCUGAUCUUCACGACGGGCGCCGGCGAGUACUGGCUCAAGAUGUUCGACUCGUUCGCUGGGACCAUCGGGCUCGUCGUCGUCGCCUUGCUGGAGAUGAUCUCCGUCAUCUACAUUUAUGGGCAUGAGAGGUUCACCAACGACAUCUACGAGAUGACGGGCUACCGUCCAGGCUGGUACUGGCAGGUCACCUGGCGCUACGUGGGGCCCUUCAUCGUGACCUGCAUCCUGCUCUCCUCUCUCGUCUUCAUGCUCAUCAACCCCCCUACCUAUGGCGCCUGGGAUGCUAAUGAGGGUCGCGUUGUAAAAACCCAGUACCCCAACUGGGUGCUGGUGAUCGCGGUGCUGAUGAUCCUGGCCGGGGUGCUGCCCAUACCGGUGGUACUCCUACUCCGCCGCUUCCAAUGCCUCGCUUUCGACGUGGACAUCCAUCAGGGAUCCAUCAGGAGGAUCGAGACCACAGUAUCGACUAAGGAGAUGAUGAGCGACCAGGAUGUGCUGUCGCCGGAGAGCGCGCCGCCUGCGCCCGCGCAGCUUGUCGCCGAGGCCGCCACCAAGUUCACUAUCGGAGACUUUGAUAACGUGGACACCAGUGAUGAUCGGUCCAGCAAGCGUCUGCCGCAGGUCAUCGCGAGGGGGCGGCCCAAGAAAUAAAUUCGUCAGACUCUGAGGACGACAUACACACGACUGGCCGCUUCAACGACUCAAGCAGUAGUGACGAAGAGAUUCUUAAUACGAAUUGCACAAAAGUAGCCGGCCGUAGACUAGCAAUGAAGCCGAUUGGUCGAAAACCAACGACAUUCAAAAUGGACGUCGUCGACGAAUGACCGUUACUUUUAAAAUCUUCUAAAUUCAAUUUCAAAUUAACCGCCAAAGUUUGUGAUUAUUGUAUGUAUUUAAAAUGUCGUAUUUAUGUAUUUAUUAAAGCGGUUUUAUGAAUUCAGAAAAUGACAGUAAAUAUCGAUAUUAAUGAUUUUACUGUACUUAAUAUAGAAUAGUACUGAAAUCUUAUUAUAAUAAAUUAUAGAACAGGGCCGGCUUUAGCAGAAAAAUAAUGACAAAAAAAAAUAGAAAAAGUUCUAAAUUCUUGUAAUAUUGUACAACCACAAUUAUGAGUAAAAGAAAAAAUCUGCGCAGUAGUACAUUUUGGUACAGACCUAGACUCCUAGCAAGUCGUCUAUACACCUAAAAACUUACCUUAGAGUAAAGACCUAUUAUAAUUUGUAUUGCCAUCUUUGUCACUUUAAUACGAUGACGUAAUGAUCUGAAGCCUAUAAUUGUGGUUGUACACUUUAAAAGUAGAUUGUCCUACCAGUGUAUACUUAAAGUAAUCUUAACUUUAAGGAUCUUCUUGUAUCUUAGGCUAAAUAACACCCAAAAGCAAAAGCACGCAAAGAAAGCAUGAAAAUUAACUGAAGUAUCAAUUGACAAAUCGCACUUAAAUAAGUGACAAAGACAGAAUGACACUUAAAGGUGACUUUCGUCUAAGUGUCAUUUCGGAAUACUGUGUUAAGUAUCAUGCUGUCUUUAUUUAAUACUUCUUUAAUUUAAGAUUGCUUUAAGUUAACGGUUAUAUUAUUAAGAUUCAUAUUUAGGACGAGCCUUAAACUAGACAUCCAUAUCUUUGAAGAUGUUUCAAUGUUCUCUUUUUAGUAUCUUUAGGUAAAAUCAUUGUAGAAAUUACAUAAAUCAUAAUUAUGUUAUCAGAAACGCUUGAUACCUUGAAGACUUAAACUGUUGAUCAAUAUUGUAAAGUUAUCACUAAAUAUAAAAAUUAUCAUGAAGUUUCCCAAAUAUGCAUGCAUGUCUGCAUAUACAUGCGUAAAUGAUAUGCUCCUUUUAAAGUCGGUUAAAACGUAUCUGUGAAAGAUUCAAUUCAUGAAAGCAUCCUUUACAGAAAAAGCUAUAUUAGAUGUUAUACACCCUAUUUCAUAAUACCUAUUAUAGCUCUGAUAUUCCAACGUUCACCUUAAAGUGACAUUAGUGACAUAGUUGUGGAAGAGAGACGCCACUCUAGAAAGUGUGUUGCUGUCACUCUUCCACAACUGACAGUCUUUAAGAGGUAUCAUUUGGCCCGAGUAAAUAAAUUGUUGAAUAUUUUUCAUUGCACACUGAUUUUGUGUAACCUUAAAUUUUAGUAUUAGAUUAAGAUCACAUUAACUAAAUCGAGAUUACGGUUCUUGUAACUGCGGUUUUUUUAGUAAUAUUAGGUUAAAUCUAUAGACCACAGGAACGUGAUGAUAUAGGUUAGACUAGGUGGCAGCAUUGUUGAUUUUGGGCAACGAAAAUGGAUUUUUACCAUCGGUAAAAGACAAAACUAAGUGAUUUUUUUGGAAAUAUCUACAAUAAAAUGUUUUUGUGUCUAGAAGAUCUUUUUCAGACAGUCUUUUGAAAAAGUCUCGUUACUCGACUACGUUAGAAAGAGAGUAAUAAUUAUAGUUUUAUUUUGGAAGUCUCAGUCCUAAACUACGGUAUUAAUAGAUAUGUAAUGUUUUGCAUAAGAAAACUUACCAAAAGCAGAAAAGCUUUGGUAAGAGAAGUCCUUGUUUUUUUUUAGUCACAUCGAUGGUAAAAGUUUCCCAAAAAAGCCACAAGGGAUAAACGGAACGGAUUUAUAAUAAAAAAUUAACGUAUGAAAUAGGUAUACAAAAAUCUUUACCAAAAAUUUAGGAAUUAUGUGAAAUGCGAAGUUAGGAGUUAUUUGAUGACGAAGAUGUGUAAAUUAGAAAAAUUGUCUUAAAGUGCAUAUGGUAACGCACAGUUUUUUCAUGUGACACUAGAAUUAAGACUUUAAUGCUGGUUCGUAAAAGUUCAUAGCUGUUGGCAAAUCAAUUACAAGACAAAUUCGACAAAUUAUUUCAAUGAAUAAUCUACUUUAUGCUUACAACUUUAAGGCAUAUUUUCGAAUGAUCAAGCAAUCCCGAUAACCAUAUUCUCACAAUUAUGGUCUUUAACUCUGUAGUCUGAAAGUCCAUUUUCUAGUGUCAUAAAAAUCUAUUAAACUGUGCUUUCCCAUAUGUUUUGGGCAUAAUAGAUAAGAACUGUGAACGUGUGUUCGUGUAGGCUUUAAAUAUUGGCAAAUGGUGAGGUAUUACUUAGGAAAGUGGUAUGUGGGCAAAGUGUGUGUCUUGAAGUAUAGCUAUUUCUAUGUAGAUAUAUCUAGAAAUCGAUUAAAGUGGAGGUAAAUUCGUAGUUCUCUUAAAAUAAAACGAAAAUAGACCGACUUCAAAGGAAUAUCCGUAUCUCAAAAACUACUGAACAGAUUUUGAUGAAACUUGUACUGUUUUCUAAGUUGAAAAGUAUUCUAAUCAUAAAUCGAAAAGAUCAUCUCGAUAUGACUAAUACUUUCCGAGAACAUUGCGGACAAACAUAAAAACAUACACGAAAACUACUAAUCUCUUUGAAGUCGGUUAAUGGUACUUUUAUAUUUUUCCUGUCUUCCAAAGCGACCGAUAAAACAUGCUAUCAAUUAAUUUCUUUAGCUUUUUAAACUAAACUAAUUACUGCAAACUUGUGCCUAUUUUGCCCCACUAAGCUUCGCUCAUACGAAUGUGUUAAUCUCGAUCUAGUGUCCAUGCACUUUAAAAGUAGAUCCAAUCUAUGUAAAUACGAAAAUUGUUGAUAAUUACAAUAUAAAUAAUAAUUUCUAGAAUUUUGAGUAGCAUUAUAAAGCUGACACUGAGUACUGAUGACAAAAUAAAUAUUAAACUUAUUUUUUGUAUGGAUUUUGGGUCUACUAAACUAAUAUUUGUAAUUGUGGAAAAGGGAUGCCGCUCUACGCCAUGUAUUGCGCUAUCCUGCUUCAACAACUGUUAAUAAACAACUUUAAGUGGUAGUUGUAGACCCACUUCCUUUUCAAGACCACGUGUUCUGAUCUUUUACUGCAGUAUUUUUUUAUUAUAUUAUUUAUAGGUUAUAUUACAAAAAGUAUAAAGAAAAAUCAUGAAAACCUAAGUUAUUUUACGA